AUGUUUUAUUGUCUGAGAAUCCAGGUGACAAUGAAGUUUGACAAUAUUCUGGAUGAGGCAGAUGGCUUUGGCCGAUACCAGAUUGCACUUGUUAUGCUGCUGUUCAUGCCUCGCAUCACAAUCCCGUGUCACUUUCUGCUGAACAACUUCAUCGCCGCAAUCCCGUCUCAUCACUGCGACAUCAGCUCUCUGGAAGCCGACGGGGUCUUUGGGAAUCUGACUCAGGAGGAGAGACUGACUGUCAGUGUUCCAGCACAGGAAGGGACUCCUGUUUCCUGUCACAUGUUCUCUCAUCCUCAGUUUCAGCUGCUGAUAAACUCCUCCAGCAGCACAGAUCUUCCAGUAGUGGAGUGUCAGAAUGGAUGGCACUUUGAUAACAGCACCUUUAUCAGCACUCUCGCCACACAGUUUGAUUUAGUUUGUGACAAGAGGGGACUGGCCAAAGCAUCAGCCACCAUAUUUUUUGUGGGUGUCAUGUGUGGAGCUGUGUUCUUUGGAGUGCUCUGUGAUAAGUAUGGUCGGAGGAGCAUGUUGCUGGUGUCUUAUUUGUUUUCCAUAGUGUUCAGUGUUACAAGUGCUUUCUCAAGCUCUUACAUCAUGUUUGCUGCCUUUCGCUUCCUAACUGGUUUAGCACUGACAGGAAUCAUCAAUAUAUCCAUGGUACUCAGUAUUGAAUGGGUGGACACUAAGCACCGCACAUUUAUGGGUGUGUUCGGCAGUAUGUCCUGGAGUAUAGGCAACAUGCUGCUGGCUGGUUUCGCCUAUAUGGUCACUGAUUGGAGGCUGCUGAUUGUUAUUGUCACUGCUCCUCUUCUUCUUGCUACAGCCACCUGGUGGUGGAUCCCUGAAUCAGCACGGUGGCUAAUAGCUAAUGGAAAGACAGAAACAGCAUACAAGUAUCUGCACAAAUGUGCUACUUUUAACCAGAGAGGAAACUUCACAUCUAGAGUCAAGCCAGAGACUCUGUCCACUGUAGUGACUGUGGAUCACCGGGGUCACAGUUACACUUACUUAGACCUACUUAAAACUCCACAGCUGAGGAAACUCACGCUCUUCACCGGCAUAGUGUGGUAUGGAGUUGCUUCUACAUACUACGGCAUCAGCUUAAACAUCACAGGCUUUGGACUUGACCCCUACCUGACACACUUCAUUUAUGCUGCCAUAGAGGUGCCAGCGAAAAUCCUCAUCUACUUCAGCCUCAACAAGGUGGGCCGCAGAAACACUCAGACCGGGACGCUGGUGCUCACAGGAUUCUGCAUACUCAUCAACAUAGUCACACCUACAGAAUACUGGACAUUUCGGACGGUAAUUGCAGUGUUAGGGAAAGGACUUUCAGAGGCUUCGUUCACGACGGUGAUUCUGUACACCACUGAGCUCUAUCCUACAGUCAUGAGGCAGAAUGGUCUUGGCUUCACCAAUUUUAUGGCACGUAUGGGAGCAUCCAUUUCUCCUCUUAUCAUGCUCCUAGAAGACGUUUGGACGCCUCUCCCUGAGGUCAUUUUCUGCUCGAUGGCCAUUUUUUCUGGUGUCAUUGCAUUGCUUCUCCCUGAAACCAACUAUGCAAGUCUGCCAGAAACUGUAGAAGAUAUUGAGGAAAUGAGGAAGAAACCUGUCUAUUUCACCAAAAAGGAUCAAAGUGCCAUCUCUUUAAAGUUGCCCCUCACAGCAGACACAACACAAUAA
Danio aesculapii is the source of this 1683-nucleotide messenger RNA. RefSeq names its product solute carrier family 22 member 7-like. The transcript has 10 exons. Gene Ontology annotation, molecular function: transmembrane transporter activity. Gene Ontology annotation, cellular component: membrane. NCBI's taxonomy places the organism in Eukaryota, Metazoa, Chordata, Actinopteri, Cypriniformes, Danionidae. Gene Ontology annotation, biological process: transmembrane transport. The record is from RefSeq and is a predicted model, not a curated record. Bases 1 to 1683 code for a protein of 560 amino acids.